AUGGCAAAUCCUCAUACAUUGCACAGUGCUUUGCAGUACCCUUAUAAUAACCUUUUGCAUCAUCAUGUUGAGAACAUUAUUGUUUCUUGCCUUGAGGUUAAAAGAAAUCAAUUGACUGACCAUAUCCUUAAUGACUGCGGCCUUGUCGGUAAAGUCCUUGCCGCUGAAAAAGGUCCAUCUCUGCCAGUGGAGUCUAAUGUGCCAACGUUACCGUCAGAAGAGAAAGAACCUCCAAGAAUUUUGUGUACAGAAGAGGAUAGUGCAUCCCAUGAACCUGAAACCUCUGAGCGGCUUGUGGAUGCUCAAGAGGGCCAGACUGGAGGUGCGGCUGAAGCGUCAAGCACAAAGGGAGCAGCGAAUGAACCUUGCAGCUCUUUAAAAAUGUGUGCUACCUUGUGCUAA
This is a messenger RNA of Miscanthus lutarioriparius, 402 nucleotides long. Lineage: Eukaryota; Viridiplantae; Streptophyta; Magnoliopsida; Poales; Poaceae. The record is from the annotation of a GenBank genome assembly.